Sinocyclocheilus anshuiensis is the source of this 9260-nucleotide messenger RNA. RefSeq names its product myosin-2 heavy chain-like. Gene Ontology annotation, cellular component: actin cytoskeleton. The transcript has 26 exons. The record is from RefSeq and is a predicted model, not a curated record. Gene Ontology annotation, molecular function: actin filament binding. NCBI's taxonomy places the organism in Eukaryota, Metazoa, Chordata, Actinopteri, Cypriniformes, Cyprinidae. Bases 552 to 8111 code for a protein of 2519 amino acids.
UUGAGUGUGUAGUGUGUGUGGAGAGCGCAGCCGGACGCGUGUGAUCAGCUGUGACCGUGGGAACCCGACCGCCCAGAUCUGCGAAAAUCCGUUUUUGGAGCGGAAUCUCUCUAGAGAAUCCACACUGAGACGCAUAAUGGAGUUUCGGGAUAGUUGUCUUCACGUAUCGCUGAAAGGUUCGUCAGCAGCGGUGAGCUAGUGGAAAGUAAACACCUCCUCUCCAUCACUGAGUGCUUCUACAAGUUUGCCACAUUAUUUUGGAGCUCGAACUGUAACGCGUCGGAGCGCGGAAGGUCCCGGAUUGAAUCCCCCCCCAGAAAUCAACCUAAGAGAGCUCGGCUGAAUUAAAACUUUUUAAUAAAAAAAAAAAAUUAUUAUUAUUAUUACUAUCCCCUUUGUGUGGGUCCUGCCAGAUGAUUAUUGUGCGUAAAUAAAUCAUCGUAGUGAGUUUGUGAUGAGGCGGACUGCAGCGCGCGGGGGAGGACCCUCCGCUGGAAUUAUUGCGCAGUUUUUAAAAUAACGGUCAAACGGGAACACUCAAGGCACAGAGUAUGUCUGCAAAAGAUAACGCCUGCCGAAAAUUCCAGGCCAAUAUUUUCAACAAGAAUAAAUGCCAGAACUGCUUCAAAGCUCGAGACGCGCACCUGCUGAGUGAUGAAGACUUCACACAGGCAAAACCCAUCUACGGUGGAUGGCUGCUCCUGGCACCUGAAGGAACAAACUUUGACAAUCCUCUGCACAGAUCACGGAAAUGGCAGAGGCGUUUUUUCCUUCUGUAUGAGCAUGGACUCCUGCGUUACGCACUGGAUGACAUGGCCAGCACUCUUCCCCAGGGCACCAUAAACCUGAAUCAGUGUGUGGAUGUUGUGGACGGUGAGAGCCGGACGGGUCAGAAACACUCGCUGUGCAUCUGCACGCCAGAGAAAGACCAUUACAUACGUGCUGAGAGCAAAGAGAUCAUACAUGGGUGGCAGGAGGCGCUGAUGGUUUUCCCACGAACCAACAAACAAAACCAGAAGAAGAAACGGAAGGUGGAAACACCAACGCCACAGGCUGCUGAUCUUCUAACAGAUCGAUGCUCCCUGCAGAACAUCAAUGGUUUUAUUGAACCAGGUCCUGCGAAGGUGACGGUCACCAGUACCUGCAGCAGCAGCAGUAUGGUGUGUCUCCCCAGCGCUAUAGCUCACGCAGAGCGAGUGCCGCCCACCCGGGCCACCCUGUGGCAAGAGGAAACAUGGAGUCGAACCACCAUACCGACAAGCUGCAGCCUGAGUCAGCUGGACUCAGGAAACUCGAGUGUUGGUCGUAAGCCACGGGUGGAGAGUGGAUAUUUUUCGCUGGAAAAACCCAAACCCGAAGAAGACGAAGAACGACAGCAUCAUCGCCAGCAGGAGCAAGAGCCGCCGCCACCGCAGCAGCAUCCGCCCCCUCUGCUUUCUGCUUCCUCCACCACAUCCUCCUCUUCCUCUCGCUCCAGGUAUCUCUCCUUUGAUCCUGAGCUCUUCAGCUCUCCAAUCAGCUCACACAAACACACGUCACAUGACCCACACAGCACUGCUAACACACAGACUUCCAGCAUUACAUAUAACGCCCACGCUCACAAACACAACACACAAAGACUUAGCAAAUCAGAGGAGCAUGUUUCAGCGGACGCCCCAUCACUGGAUUCCCAGCUCUCGUCGGAUGCAAAUCUCUGUCCCCUUCCCAGCCCGGACACGCUCUCCGGUCCGAACCCGCAUGCAAACAUCCUCCCAUCGUCCCUGUCUUCCUCUCAGAGCUCUUUAGACUCUGAGCAGGGUCCGGAGAGCCGUGUGGGCGGAGCCUCGGGCAGGGCGGGGCGAGGUGGGCAGGGUUACGCCGCCCUGGCGGAUGUGCCGCGGGCACGGAGACUCAAUCAUCGGGAAGCGUUCCGAUCCAGUAAGGAGCGGCAGGAGCUGCGAGCGCGCAAGAGGAGCCCGGGCCGGGAGGAAGUGGUGCGGCUGUUCGGACAUGAACGAAGCAGACGUUCACAGGUCAUCGAGAGAUUUGAGUGUCAUGACACUGUCAGCACUCCAGAGCAAAUGGACACAACCAAUUCUUCAACAGACCCCGCCCCUUCUUAUUCUAAAACAGCCAAUCAGAGAGCAGGACGCAAUGAUAGACGCCUCUCCAACCAGAAACAGGAAUUUUCAUUGGAUUCAGCUAAAGGACGGACAGAUGACGUUUCUUCACUAGCUGGUUACCGCAGGGCCAAAAGUCUGGAUCGCAGAGCCACAGAGACACUCAUGACUCCAGACCUGCUGAACUUUAAGAAAGGAUGGAUGACCAAACUGUACGAAGAUGGAUUGUGGAAGAAACACUGGUUUGUUCUGACCGAUCAGAGCCUGAGGUUCUACCGCGACUCCAUCGCUGAGGAGGCCGCUGAUCUGGACGGAGAGAUCGAUCUGUCCACGUGCUACGAUGUGACCGAAUUCCCAGUUCAGAGGAACUAUGGCUUCCAAAUCCUUAGUAAGGAAGGGGCAUUCACGCUGUCUGCUAUGACCUCUGGGAUACGUCGGAACUGGAUUCAGGCCAUUCUGAAGAACAUGCGGCCCACCGUCGCUCCUGAUGUCACACGGAAAAACGUGUCUCUGAAACUUUCAGUUCUUAUGCCCAGUUCCCUUCCAGAAGAGCGAACCAGAUCAAAUGUGGAACAAAACUACAUCCAACCCCCUUCUAACUCUUCGCAACUCUCUAACAGCUCUGUAUUUGAAGCUAAAAAGUUGCACGAGGACAUGACAGACUCUGCGCCUCCUUCCGAUCACCGUAAGAGCCGAGUCAACAAGCGGGAGGGACGGUCUAAAACCUUCGACUGGUCCGAAUUCCGCCCAGGGCAGGAAAACGAGAGCGGACAACCCUCAAUAAAGAGGGCAGAUACUUCUGUCAUUAUCUCAUCUUCUCCCUCCUCCACCUCCUCUGCUGCCUCCUCUUCCAUCUCUAGCACCUCCUCUCAUCAGACGUCAUCCUCGAUUACUACCACCAGCCAUACUGACAAGUUGCCACUGCGAGAUGAAGAAGUCAUGCAGGAUUAUAUACACCACAAUCAGACUGCACCUACAGCAGGUGGAGUCAAUGCGACGACGGUGGCGGAGCCCCCAUCAAAGCUCCCCCAUAAAGUGCCACAGGAACAGGUGAGAAUGGAUGUAGACAAUGCCAGAGACACGCAGGAGGUCGAUAGUCAAAGUACGGCCCACAGAAACUCUGACGUCCAAGUGGAAAUUGAGCAGAGGUGGCAUCAGGUAGAAACAACGCCCCUCAGAGAGGAAAAGCAGGUACCGAUCACUGGCAGCUCAAAUGUACCUGUUGGAGAAAGAGUCCUUCCACAAGAGCUGACCACUGCACUGGAAAAAGAGUUAGGUCAGGCACAAAGGGAGCUGGCAAGACUCCAGCAGCAGAACAGCAUCUUACAGGAGCAACUUCAGGAUGCUCGUGGGAGAGAGCAGAGUGCCAGGGAAGGAUACGUACUGCAGAGUGACACAACCGCUGCAAAGACUUCGUCUGAUGCAGCGUCUGCCUCGGUUCACCGAGCACCAUGGCAGCGCCUCAGCAAGCUGAACCAGGAUCUAAAGUCCGAGCUGGAGUCCCAGCACCGGAAGCAGAAUAAGUCCAAUCAUCAAGUUAGCAGCUUGCGGCGUAGCUACAGCGAAGCGAAAGAUAUAAUAGGACACCAUGAGGCGGAAAUCGAGGCCUUAGAGGAAAAGCUAACGGCUGCCAUGGCAGAGAUUGUAGUAAGCGAGCAGGCUGUGGCACGAAUGCGUAGCGAGCUAAAAAUUGAGCGGGUUCGCUGUCAAGAACGUGAGGAAGAAUGGGUCCGAAAUGAGACGACGUUGCGGUCACAGCUACGAGAGAGCGAGGACCGUCUUCGGCAAGUCGAGGCUAGUUUGCUAGAGAAGAACCAGAAACUGAGACAGCUCGAGCAGCAGCAAGCUUUGCAGAGGGACCAGCACAAAGAGGUGCUGAGACUACAGGAGAGACUCGCUGAGGCCACUGGACGUCUGAUUUCCAUGGAGGAAGCUCAAACUAUGAGAGAGGAGAGGGAGAGGAAAGAGCAGCGAGGCCUGGAGGAGAAACACGAGCGGGAGCGGCAGGGACUGACCCGGAGAUUGGUGGAAUCCGAAGAGAGGAGGCGUGAAAUAGAAGAGCAAUUGCAAGAGGCACAAGAACAAGUGGAGGCACUGCUGAGAGGGAGCGGUGGGAUGGAAACUGUGGGACUCAGUGAGGAAGUUCAUCGUCUUCAGCAGGAGUUGGAGGCACAGACGGAUAUGAUGGAAAUGCUGCGGGAGAGUGUGAGGAGGCUGGAGGAGGAACGUGACCAGCUUACUUGCCGCUGUCAGGAACUCCUCAAUCAGAUUGCAGAGGCUGACCGAGAGGUAGGAAAGCAACAGGCCUGUUUAACGACGGUGGAAAUAGACUAUAACUCUCUUGAGAGCUCGUAUGACCGUGUCUCAGAAGAAUUUGCUAGGAUAAGUCAUGUGCUACGAGAGAAGGAAGAGGAGGUGAAGCAGACAAAGGAAAUGUACGAGCAGCUAAUCAGACAGAAGGAGCAGGACUUGAGCGAGGCCCUCAUCAAGAUGGCUGCCUUAGGCAGUAGUCUAGAAGAAACAGAACUUUGCUUGCAGCAGAAAGAGGAACUUCUUUCUAAAAUGGAGCAUGAGUUUCCAGGACUGGUAGAGUCCCGAAAAGUGGAACAGGAGCUUCAGGCAAAACUGGUGAUUGCAGAGGAUCGGAUUGCUGAGCUGGAGGAACACCUCAAUGCCCUGCGACUCGGAUAUGCAGAUCUCAGAAUGCGACGUUGUCGCUCACAGGAAGACCUGCUUGAUGGUUUGAAAGAGAUGCAACAUGAUGUUUCCUCAUCCUCAAGUACCUCCCAACUUCUGCUUGCAAGAAGCAGCUCAGAGACGGAAAUGUCCUUGGUAAAGUGCCAGAGGAUUCGCUUUUCCACCAUUCAGUGCCAAUCCUAUCACCGGUCCCAGGGAGCAGACAAGUUUCAGACAGAAAAUACAUCUUUGGAUCUGACGCAAGAUCUGAGCCUAGACCACAUGCAUGACCUGAGCCUGACCCAAGAUAGCAGUGUAGUCAGUGACAGUUCAUUCCAGCAGUGCAGAGAUCCAGAGAAGUUCAUCUCCAUUAUACAUGCUCUGGAAAUCAAGCUAUUGGCCACAGAGGAGAAGCUCAGGCACCUCACAGAGAAGAUAAGGGACCAGCCCGAUCUUUCAUCGAUGCAGGAACACCUGAGCACCAAAGCUACCAUGGAGGAUUGCACAACUAAAACCUGUGAAGAAUUACCAAUGGAUGAACUCAGUCAGAAAUUCCUCAACAAGACUUUUGGUGAGCAGGACAGUGAUGAAUAUGAGAAGGCAUUGGCAUUGGUAGAGUCUUGCACAGAAAGAGUCAGAGAAAUUCUCAGCAAUCAGAAAGAGACCAGUUCUGUUGAAUCUCUCAUUUGUACCCUUGCAGAAGUAGAGAAACGGCUGGUUUGUGCCACCAUGUACCUGAGAAAGGGCAGCUCAUUCUAUGAGUCCUGUCAGAUCUUUGCACCAGAUGUGCAAUCAGUGAAGGAAAGUAUAAAGCGGUUUGCCAGAACGUUAACCUUUGAGGCUGAGGUUCUGGAGAAGAUGGGGUUCUCUCUGGAAGACCUGAACUCUGAUAUUAUGUCAGCCCUGAACUCCAUUCACAAGGAUGCUGAAAACAUCAAGACGAACUGCGAUGGUUGUCUCUCAGUUGUUUAUACUGAUGUACUUACAAGAAAACUUAUACUGGAAACCAUGUUCUUGGCAGAGCUGGACAAGCUUGAGACGAGUAAACUAUCAAAUAGUGCUUUUUCACAGGAUGUCAUCAAGAAUGCCUGCAUUAGUGCCGAGCUUGCCUAUUCGCUUCAGAAUAUAACAAUGAAUUUCCAGGAAGAAUUCAGUGAGCUUCAGAAGGACUUGCUCCAGGCGAACGAGACCUUGAAACAAAGGGACAUGGCUCUGAAAGAUGCUGUUAGCGCAUCAAAGCGUGCUCACAUUGAGAGCAUGACCCAAAGUAAUACUGAUUAUCUUGCUGACUUCGCCCCUCCUGAACUUGUCCCAUAUAUGGAGCAGAUUGAGAUUGAGGAAGCUCAGAGUUUAGCAGCAGAGAUUGUCCGUAGACAUUUAGCAGGCGGCAUGGUAUCCCAUAGUGCAGAAUCGGAAUCUCAUCUGAAAACAAGCUGGGAAAAUCUUAUUGCUGAGCUCAAAAAGCAAGCAAAAGCCCUCCGCGGUCUCUCUCAGGAAAUUGAGAGGAUCUGUGAAGGAGAAGGAGAAAUGGAUUCACUUUCUGGACUUGCGGAUGCCAUCCAGAUGAGCUCGUGGUGCGAUGACUCCAGUGCCGUUUGCAUGCGAGAGGCUUUGAUGCAGGCGCAGGUCGCAUAUGUUGCUUGCAAGUUGCGAGCGGGUCACACAAGGGAACUUACUCUCUGUCAGGAGACUAGCCGCAACAUGUCAGUGCUCGUCCAGGAACAUGCUGAGAGUGUUGCAGCCAUCCAAAGGCACUACCAGAGCUGCUUGGAGAAAGAACAUCUUAGCUUCACUGGCACUAUCAGUUCCUUGCAGGAGGAGAAUGACAUGCUUCGAGCGGAACUAUCCUAUAAGCUCAGGGAGCUCCAGGAGCAACGGCAGAACUUAACCCAGCUGGAAGAGGCAUUUCAUAUGGAGAAAGAAGAGCUCAAGAGCAGGCAUGCAGAUGAGAUGGGAAGGGCUGAGCAGGAGCAGAUAGACAGAGAGCUCAAACUAAUGGAGUGUGCCGCCAAAAGCCAACGCCGACUGGAGACCCUGCUGCUAGAAAUGGAAGAUGCUGAGUUGAGGCACAAGGAGCAAAUCCGAAAACAUGAGCAGGAAUUUCAGGGUAAGCUCCAGGAACUAGAACACACCAACAGAGAGGAGCUCCGCAAGCUACAAGAAUGCUACAGCCAGACUAUCUGCUCGCUGGAGGAGAGAAGCGAACAAGUGGAGAACAAAGAUGAGGCCGACGCAUGUCCCAUGGAGGAAGGGGAUGGAUCUGAUCAGGUAACGUGCAGGGAGUCCCUGCUCCGAAUCCGGGAGCUGGAAAUGCAGUUGAGCAGCAUGAGGGAGGAGCUGGAACAGAAACCACUGGAUGGAGAUCUGACCAGCCUGAAGGAGAAGUACCAGCGAGACAUGGACAGCCUCAAGGCGACAUGCGAGCGUGGAUUUGCAGCGAUGGAGGAGACGCAUCAGAAGGUGAUCGAGGACAUCCAAAGGCAGCAUCAGCGAGAGAUCCGGAAACUUCUGGAGGAGAAAGAAAGACUGCUGGAGGAGGAAACAAAUGCCACUAUUGCUGCAAUUGAAGCCAUGAAAAACGCUCAUCGUGAGGAUCUGGAGAAGACGCAGCGGUCGCAGAUGAGCGGUGUGAGUGCAGACAUUCAGGAGCUGCACAGACAGUAUGAAGAGGAGUUGCAGUCUAUCCAUCGUGAGCUGGAGGUUUUGUCUGAGCAGUAUUCUCAGAAGUGUUUAGAAAACGCACAUUUGGCUCAAGCGCUGGAAGCGGAGAGACAGGCACUAGGACAGUGCCAGCGAGAGAACCAGAAACUGCAUAUACACAACCAGGAUCUAAAUCAUCGUCUGAAUGAAGAGAUCACCAGAAUGCACUCAUGCAUCAGUGAAGACAAAUCAACUUCCUCUCUGACACAAGGCAAAGACAUCUAUGAACUGGAGGUUUUGCUGCGAGUGAAGGAGUCAGAGAUCCAGUACCUCAAACAGGAAAUAAACUCUCUCAAAGACGAGCUACAGUCGUCACUUCGAGAUAAGAAGUAUGCUUCCGAUAAGUACAAGGACAUUUACACGGAGCUGAGUAUCGUCAAAGCUAAAGCUGACUGUGACAUUAACAAGCUGAGGGAGAAACUUCUGGCUGCUACAGAAGCUCUUGGGGAAUUAGACGCUGAGGGAAGUGGCGUUACUGCUGGAUACGACAUCAUGAAGUCGAAGAGUAACCCAGAUUUCCUGAAGAAAGAAAAAUCCAAACAGAUACAUGGGGUCAGGUCAAAGAGUUUGAAGGAGGGACUGACAGUACAGGAGAGGAUGAAGCUGUUUGAAGCUAAAGACUCAAGAAAGAUAUAACACACUCUUUCUUUCUUCCGUUUUUGUAUUCUUGCUCUUUUAUUGUCUUUAUUUAGAUCUUCUUUGUUGAUAGAUGAAGCAGGGUAAAGAACUUUAGAACUUUUUUCUGAUUGUGUUUUAAUAUGGUUUGUGAGAAUUAAGGGAAUGACGUUUCAAUGUUGACAUAGACCGUUUUUGCCAAUCUUCAGCUCUGAUGAACCUCAUGUUUUUGGUGUUUUUUGGUCUCUAUAAGUCCUGAAGCUGUUCCUCAUCAUCACAGUAUAUAUGAACACACUCAGUAUUGAACUAGAACACUAGACGUGUGUGUUUUUCUCAUUUGAAUAUCUUCUGAAUGGCUGCUGUUGUCUUCAUUGGAGUGCUGGUGACAUUUUUAUGAUUAUUUUCUGAGAGAAGAAGAAUUACUUAAUUAUUGACACAGAGAGAUGUUAUUUUGCCAAUGAUAUUGUAAAUAUGAGUAAAGUCGCGUACGUGAUAACACUUUUUCAGACUUUCUAGUACUGUAACCUUGAGAUGAAAUGAUGUGGUUUCUAUAAGCUGGGUAACGUGAGUGCGAGUGUGUUUUUGAUCGUCAAGAGAGUUUCGGGUGAUUAUGUACUUCAGUCGUUUACUUGAGGAGAAUCUAAUUGCUGGUUUAAUUGCUUUUGUGUUGCUUCUGGUUUAUUCGGACGUGCAAAAUAUAGUGCAACCAAACGUGAUCUCUGCUGUGGGUGUUGCGGCAUAAAGCAUUCGUUUGGCUACUGAUAGUGAGCUUAUUUUGUCCUGUAAUUCCAUCUGAACGCGGGACAUUUUAAUGAUUUUGUUGUGUUAUUCCAGCGUUCGUGCUAUUUUAUACUGGUCUUUGCAUGAUUAUGAAGCACUUUGAGUCAUUGAUUUCUGUGUUCUGGUUUUGAAACACGUGAUUCCAUAUUCCUUCUGCUCCAGAAUUCAGAAAGUAUUGAACACACAACAAAGAAAACUCACUGUAUAAUAAUAUUAAAUUUUUGCUUUGUAAAUAAUUGGUUUUAGAGAAGAUUCCUUUAACUUGUUCUCGGUCUGCAUAGAGGAAAAAAAUAUCUUUAUAGCUAUCUAUAAGCGGUAUGUCUACAGUACACCUAAUUCCCUAUCUGUAUGAAUAUUUUUAUUUUGGUGUGCGUGAAUGUGAUAUAUCUG